AUAGUUUUCCUCUAGGCAGCGCCAUGUAUUGUAUGGCUCUGCCUCUAGGUAGCGAUGGGGAUGAGUGUAGAUUGAGCGCCAAUAUUUUACCAGAAUACAUUGGUAUCAUGAAACUAUAAAAAUUUGAACGACUUCGGUUGUUCCCUUACGACAAGAAAUGUCUGCUGCAAUGCUGAGCACCAAGACCAGCAAGAUGAAUGUAUUGGUCAACAAACUGCACGAGUACUUGGCUAGUUCUCCUGUUGAGGACAGCAAUGGCCCACCAACCUCAGAGGAUGCUAAUGGACUGACAAACAAGAGAUGUUCUGUGGGAAACUCAAAAACUCGUGCUGCAACACAGGCAGGAGUAGACACCAAAUACUCAAGGAGAAAACCAUCUGUUGUCGUAAGACACUCUGGACUGGAUGAAUCAGGGGACUCGAAUGCAAGUGAGGACGUGGAAUUACGAGUCAACGCAAAUGGUCACCCUGAUAUCACUAGAUUACCAAAAGGCACUGUACUGGUGAGGCCUGAACCUGUUGACAAUGGGAAAGAUGACUUCAGGGGUCCUGAGUUUCGCAGCCGGAAACCAGGCGUACUACGGAGAGAGUUUUCGAGGAGACGUGGAGGUGGCGAACACAUGGAAAUUGUCAGUUGCACCGCUUGUGGCAGACAAGUUAACCACUUCCAAAGAGAUUCCUUCUUCCGACAUCCAGUUCUGAACGUUCUUAUUUGCAAGUCUUGCUACAAGUAUUACUCAAGUGAUGACAUCAGUAAGGAUGGAGAUGGAAUGGAUGAGCAAUGCAGAUGGUGUGCUGAAGGAGGCAACUUGAUAUGUUGUGACUACUGUAGUAAUGCCUUCUGCAAGAAGUGCAUUCUAAGAAAUUUGGGAAGGAAGGAGCUUUCAGGCAUCUUGGAAAGCAAGUGGUACUGCUAUGUCUGUAGCCGUGAGCCCCUUUGCGAUCUGGUGAUGGCCUGUGACAGCGUCCUCGAGAACAUGGAGAACAUGUGGUUUCAGCAGCGCAAAAGGAACAGGGUAGAGCCGGAAAAAUCUCAACUUUACCACAUGUUGCCACACUUACAACAAAACAUUCCUUUGGAUAAAUGGGAUCACACUGGUAUGGAUGGGAAUGUGGUGUUCAACUAUAACACACUGCAGAUUUCCAAGGAGAUCACCAAAAAAGCUAAACAUUUAGUGGACUCAACAAACAUCUUAAACCGGACAUUUGUCAAUUUCAUUCAUACUGUGACGUCAAACAAAAAAGCACCUACGGUUCGCAAGCUGCACCUGAACUCUUUUUUGUCAGUAGUCAAAGGAUUGCGCAAAUCACUUGCAGCACUUGAGGAUAGCCUUAAGGAAGAAUUCAGUGACGUGGAUGUCAUGAGCUGUUGGGAAAAGUUCUUUAGUGAAGACUUCGAUGCACAACCUGUAAUAGAUUCAGGCACAGAGCCGGAAAGCUCUGAAGAAAGGUGUUUGAGUGUCUUGCGGAAAUUGGCAGCCGAACAAACAGAAGAUUAUGAUUCUGACUCCAAAGGCUUCAAGGACAGGAGGACUGCAUGUGCCUGCCCCGGUGAAAACAUGGAUUCAGAUUCACGUGAAGCCACACAGAGUGCACAGAUGCCUUCUGAAAGCGGGAUUAACAUGACUAAAAAACUAGUAGUUCAACUUACUCCUGUACCAAUGGAGCAGGAGCAAUCCUCUUGUGCCCCAAAGAACGAGAAGGACAUCAGCAUGAGCGACAACACAUCAGAGGGAAAGAAUGUAUCAGAAGAUGAAAAACCAUGUGUUAAAGGUGUUAAAGCUGACAGCAAGAUAAGCAACAACAUCUCUAUUGCAUCUCCACACCCAGAAGAACAACAUGGCAAUAGACGUUCUCCCCGCUUGAAGACGACACCUUUGCGACGACCAAGUGGCGUCAAGUCCAAAGAGUCUCUUUCAGCAGCAGACAGUGACAGUGAUUCUGACCCUGAGGAAACCUCCAGCCAAACACCUGCCAAAAACACUGAAGAACCAAGUCUGAGCCGAGCAAGAGACGACUCUGACUCCGAUGAAGUCCCUGUAGCUCUGCUUGAGCGAGCUGCUAUGACACAAAGCUCAGAUGAACCCCAGAGCGAUGAGAACGGUGGAAAAGCAUCAAAUAAGGUGGCCAAGAAAUGUCUCUUUUGGCUAACAAAGAACUCCCCGCUCUCCCCGGAGAGCAUGCGUCGAAAACGCAAGAUGCUAGACCGCUCCUCAGAAUCAGACUCGAGUAAUAGAAUAACUAAAUCACGAAGAGAAAGCGGGAUAGAUUCCUCUAGCGAUGAUCAAGACUCGCAGAAGAAGAUGCAACACUUGAAUACUUUGAGGCCAAUUGGGAAGUCUCCCCUCGUCAAAAGAGAUAAUGAAAAAUCGCCUAAAAAGCCAGUUGGGAUACAGGCUGGAAAAUCUAAGGCUAAAUCCCGCCAGAAAGCAAUGGAGUCCUCCUCCUCAUCAAGCGAACAUGGAGAUGAUGACGAAGAGACCGGGAGUGAAGGAAGUGAUCAGAAGAUGAAGCGAAUCACUGAAGAUGUGGCCUUACUGGGGGCAGCAGCAUUCCACCAAUCGUCUGGAGACGACGAGGAGCACUCUGGGCCCUCGUGGGCAGCAGAAGAUGAUGAUGAUCCAGAAAAUAGAAUCGCAAAGAAAAUGCUUUUGGCCCAAAUCAAAGCCAACUACUCCUCGGGCGAUGAUAUCUCUUCAGACGAGGAGACGCAGGAGACAUCUGACUCGGAGGAUGAUCAGGCGGUCAAAAAAGGCAAUAAGGAUAAUAAAACAGAUGAAGGGGAAGACUUUGCUACCGAAUCUUCUGACGCCAUGUCUGAUGGGCCCACCUCCAAGCACCAUCUGCUCCGCCACGGACUGACCUUGGAUGACGGAGCGCCUGUUGAUAAGGCUGGGGCAGAGAGUGAAGCAGGAGAGCCAAAGAGCAAGCAAAAAGCCAGCAGAAAACUCCUAAACUCUGAUAGUGAAAGUGAUACUGAGAGCAACGAGUCGGAGCCGGAGGACGCCGGGAUGAGCGAGGAGCUGAGUCUGUCAGAGAACGAGGACGGUGACGACAAACUCAAAGGAGGAUCCAGUCAAAGGAAGGAGAGGCCUCAUGAGAAGCAGGCAGUGCCCUGCAUUUGGUUAUCUGACUCCAACAGUGAAAAGAGUGAUAAAGAGGAUGCAGGGGAGGAGAACAGCGACAGUAAAGGCACCCCCAAAGGACGCAAAAAGAUUCGCAAAAUCAUCGAUGAUAUGAAUCUCCGCACUGAGACGCUGGAAGCCCUCAGAGAGGAAGAGGAGAGACGCAAACGUUUGGCAGAAAGGGAACAACAGAUGAAGGACAGGAGAACGAUAACUAUCCCAGAUGAUGAUGAUAUGCCGUGUCCCAUCACCAUCAAGCUGAUCCUGGAUCAGGACAAGGAGAACAAAAAUCCUCUUGUUCAGGUGCACAGGAACCUGGUGACGAGCCUGAAGCCUCACCAGGUGGAUGGCGUCCAGUUCAUUUGGGACAGUUGUUGUGAGUCUGUGAAGAAGGCCAACUCUUCUCCUGGAUCUGGCUGCAUACUGGCACACUGCAUGGGCCUUGGAAAAAGUCUGCAGACGGUAGCCUUCCUCCACACGGUGCUGCUGUCGGAGAACCUAAGAUUCAGAACGGCCCUGGUCGUUUGUCCGCUCAAUACCAUCCUCAACUGGGUCAACGAGUUCAGUAAAUGGCAAAAAAACUUGGGACAGGAUAAAUUAAAGGUCACAGAACUGACGACAGUAAAGCAUCCCCCAGAGCGAAUCAGGGUUCUGCAGAGGUGGAUGAGAGAGGGAGGCGUGAUGAUAAUGGGCUAUGAGAUGUACCGCAACCUGUCUCUAACCAAGAAAGCUGACGAGGAGAGCAGGAAGCAGAUAAAGAGCCUACUGGUGGAUCCAGGUCCGGACUUUGUGGUCUGUGACGAGGGACACAUCUUGCGCAAUGAAACUUCUAAUAUCUCCAAAUCUAUGAACGCCAUCAAGACCCGACGGAGAGUGGUGCUAACUGGCACUCCACUACAAAACAACCUGAAUGAGUACCACUGCAUGGUGAAUUUCAUCAAGAAGAAUCUGCUGGGCUCACUGGGCGAAUUCAGAAACCGCUUCAUCAACCCCAUACAGAACGGCCAGUGUGCGGACUCCACGUCACGAGACGUCCGCAUCAUGAAGAAGCGAGCGCACGUGCUUCAUGCAAUGUUGGCUGGAUGUGUGCAGAGAAGAGAUUACUCGGAGUUGACUCAGUUUCUGCCUCCCAAACACGAGUACGUGCUGGCUGUGAGGCUCUCCCCACAUCAGUACAGGUUGUACCGCUACUACCUCGACAACAUCACUGCUAUGGGUUCCUCGAGGAACAGAGUGAAUGUGAAGGUGGGAGCAAAUCUGUUCAAGGACUUUCAGGUGCUCAGCCGCAUCUGGACCCACCCCUGGUGCCUUCAGCUGAACUACAUCAGCAAAAGAAAGAAGAAAGAUCUUCUAAGUAAGAAUACAAAUAAAUCAGCAGAACAGCGGAGAAAUGAAGAGCGUGCUGUGGCUGAGAGUGCACUCAGAGCGAUCAAAGGGCCAGCAGGGAACAGCGAGGCCGGCCCUACAGCGGGUGUUGCUGGUGUGUCCACAACUGCUCCAGCACUGGAAGCUCGAGGGGGUCCGACGCAAGAUGAUGUAUGGUUCAAAGGCAUGGUGACUGAAGAGGACGCUGAAAUCAUGGAGCUCUCGGGGAAGAUGGUGCUCUUGUUUGAGAUCCUCAGAAUGGCUGAAGACCUCGGGGAUAAAGUGCUUGUUUUCAGUCAGUCAUUGAUCUCGUUGGGCCUUAUUGAGGACUUCCUGAAAAAUUCUCACAAUGCCAGAAACUCAUCAGCAUUCAAAGCGGGCAACUGGAUUAAAAACAUUGAUUACUAUCGUCUUGACGGUUCCACCAAUGUUUUGUCAAGGAAGAAAUGGGCUGAUAAGUUCAAUAAUGACACCAAUGAUCGUGGCCGAUUGUUUCUCAUUUCAACGAGAGCCGGCUCACUUGGUAUCAACCUCGUCGCUGCGAACCGGGUCAUCAUCUUCGACGCCUCAUGGAAUCCCUCGUAUGACAUACAGAGCAUUUACAGGGUGUACCGCUUCGGUCAGCUCAAACAGGUGUUUGUGUACCGCUUCCUGGCUCAGGGCACCAUGGAGGAGAAGAUCUAUGAUCGUCAGGUGACCAAGCAGUCUUUGUCCUAUCGAGUGGUGGAUCAGCAGCAGAUCGAGAGGCACUACACUCUGUUUGAACUGACUGAACUUUACACAUUCGAGCCGGACCUGCUGGACCACCCAAACUCUAAAAAAAGCAAAAGAAGCACCUCUGUUUUGCCAAAGGAUAAGGUCCUGACACAGCUGUUACAAACCUCUAAAGACCACAUAGUGUCCUUCCACGAGCAUGAAUCUCUGCUGGACCAUAAGCAAGAUGAGGAGCUCAGUGAGGCAGAACGCAAAGAUGCGUGGGCCGAGUACGAGGCCGAGUCUUCCAACCCUGCUGCCACCAUCACCCAGGACACCCUGCAUGCGAAGACCAAUGAACAGCUAGUGGAGUUGCUGAACAAGACCAGAGCGGAUACAAAUGCGACAUUCCUGUCCCUUCAGAAAAUGACUACUCACACUGUGGAGGACUACAUGUUACGAGUUCGGCAGCAGUAUCACGAGCUGCCGGAGGCUGAGAUUAGGACCAAAGCUCAGAAUUGGAAAGUGUUUGACGAGAAGGAGCGGGAACGUAGACAGGCCUUGUAUCAGGACAUUCUCACACAUCAGCAGACACUCACACUCAGCAUCACGGACAUCCUGAAAAGACGCAGGAUGCAAGAGAUACAGGCGGCCGCGACCACUGUUACCCAGCCGGGACACACUUGAACAAGCAAGUCAUGUUUUAAUAGGAAAGACAAUUAUGCCUUUGCUCUUCAUCAUUGCUCAACCAGUGAGUUGAAUGAUUGUUUAACACAAAAUCUGAGUGCACUGACAUUCCCAUAUCAUUAAAACAGCAUAGUAUCAGAUGUUAUUGAAACAUUUCUGUUCCUUUUGUCAAUAAUGUUCAGGUUCAUUUUGUAACACUUUGAGCACUUUAACUGCAGGAUAUGAUAUUAGGCUCUAUGAAUGUCUUUUAAAAUUUGCAAAUUAACUAGUGCCUAUUUCAGCCACUGAGGAUCAGUUUGAUGGUUACACUCACAGUAGAUGCCUUCAAAUAAACCUUGUUUUGUUAUUGAA
This is a messenger RNA of Gymnodraco acuticeps, 6220 nucleotides long. RefSeq names its product transcriptional regulator ATRX-like. Gene Ontology annotation, molecular function: ATP hydrolysis activity; ATP-dependent chromatin remodeler activity; ATP binding. The transcript is spliced from 35 exons. The coding region runs from base 158 to 5869 and encodes 1903 amino acids. The record is from RefSeq and is a predicted model, not a curated record. Gene Ontology annotation, cellular component: nucleus. NCBI's taxonomy places the organism in Eukaryota, Metazoa, Chordata, Actinopteri, Perciformes, Bathydraconidae.